Hirsutella rhossiliensis is the source of this 1377-nucleotide messenger RNA. Its product is annotated as NOT2 / NOT3 / NOT5 family domain-containing protein. Gene Ontology annotation, cellular component: CCR4-NOT core complex; P-body. The record is from RefSeq and is a predicted model, not a curated record. The transcript is spliced from 8 exons. Lineage: Eukaryota; Fungi; Ascomycota; Sordariomycetes; Hypocreales; Ophiocordycipitaceae. The coding region runs from base 1 to 1377 and encodes 458 amino acids. Gene Ontology annotation, biological process: regulation of DNA-templated transcription; nuclear-transcribed mRNA poly(A) tail shortening.
AUGCCCGGCAACUUUGGGAGCCAGCCCCAACCCCAGCAACCCGGCCGAUCAGUAUCGAGUCGGCUGCCGAACGGGAAACUAGCGAACAACGGAUCCGGCUGGGCCUUUGGGGGAGCUGUUCCUAUGGGAGGCGCUGGUUUUCAAAACCAGGCACACCAGCUGGGCGGCAACGUCAGUUUUGCGCAGAGCUUGAGCGGGUCGCAACCUGCCACUCCUCUGGAUCUGUCAGAAUUUCCUUCCCUGUCCAAUAAUUCGCAACUCAACAGCGGGAAUCAGGGCUCGAUGUGGUCGGCCAGCGGCUCCAGGAAUCCUAAUGGCCCUGUACAACGCAACCAACCCACGCCAGUCUCCUCCCAGACCACAGGCCAAGACGAUCUGUUCAGCCCUGCACCCUCUUCUCGAAUGCCGCCUAACCAAGGUUUGUCCCCCUUUGGCACCCGAAUGCACGCGUCGGCGACCUCUCAGACCCAAAUGAGCGGCAUAGCCACGCCAAGAAAAGCUGCCAUCGGCGAAAUGUCGUCGAAAAUCAUUGCCAACAAGUCAUCUUACCUAGGAUUUGGCCCUCAAAACACGGGCCCGACGCAUGUGCAAACCCACAGAGGCAACGGUCUGCUGAAUGCUCUGUCUGCCAAUAGUCGAGCAAAUGAGGCACGGUCGCCGCCCGGAGCAGGAUCUUCUGAUUCAACGCGAGCACAAGGCGCCAAAAGACCCGAAGAACCGAGGCACAAAUCAGGCCUGUUCCGCGAGGAAGGCUUCAGGAACGACGGGACGAUGGGCAAGUCGAAAGACGACAAGGCAAAUCAACAUCCCGAGCCUGUUGACCCUCUUGCCGGAAUGGCGGCGGUGGACAAGUGGGGCAUCAAAGGCCUGCGGACUCUGAUGAACAACUACCCCGAUUUCCACGCCAUGGUAGUGGGCAUGGACCCGAACACGCUCGGGCUCGACUUGAGUUCCCAAGACCUCAUUUCCCCCCAAAUCUACUCCCUCUUCGACGAGCAGCCGCCCAGGCCGACGGUCACUUCCAGCAAGUUCCGACUACCAGACUGCUACAACGUGACGAAUGUCCAGCCCAUCGAGAGCAAGAUCCAAAAUUUCAACGAGGAAACGUUGUUCUGGAUCUUCUACAGCUGUCCGCUCGACGUAAAACAACAAAUGGCCGCUGCUGAACUGCACACUCGGAACUGGCGGUGGCACAAAAAGCUGCAGAUCUGGCUCACCAAGGACGAUCACAUGACUCCUCAGAUCUUAAGCCCCAGUCACGAGCGAGGCUACUACAUUGUGUGGGACGCCAACAACUGGCGGAAAGACCGAAGAGAGUUCACGCUGCACUACCAUGAUCUGGACUCGUCGCUGGGUCAAGGGCCAGCGCUGGCCUAG